Miniopterus natalensis is the source of this 1557-nucleotide messenger RNA. RefSeq names its product forkhead box J1 (gene FOXJ1). NCBI's taxonomy places the organism in Eukaryota, Metazoa, Chordata, Mammalia, Chiroptera, Miniopteridae. The record is from RefSeq and is a predicted model, not a curated record. Gene Ontology annotation, cellular component: nucleus. Gene Ontology annotation, biological process: regulation of transcription by RNA polymerase II. Gene Ontology annotation, molecular function: RNA polymerase II cis-regulatory region sequence-specific DNA binding; DNA-binding transcription factor activity, RNA polymerase II-specific.
AUGGCGGCCGCGAAAGCUGUUUAUGGGGGCGGAGCGUCGCCAUGGCAGCAGGAGAAGCCUUCGGAGCGGCUACUUAAAGCGGGUCCCCCGGCGGCGGGCGCUCAGAGAAGCGCCGAGGCCGGGCCCGACGGCGGCCUGGAGGAGCCCGACGCCCUGGACGACAGCCUGACCAGCCUGCAGUGGCUGCAGGAAUUCUCCAUCCUCAACGCCAAGGCCCCCACCCUGCCCCCGGGGGGCACCGACCCCCACGGCUACCACCUGGUGCCGGGCUCGGCCGCCCCGGGGUCCCCCCUGGCGGCGGACCCCGCCUGCCUGGGGCAGCCGCACACGCCAGGCAAGCCCACGUCGUCGUGCACGUCCCGGAGCUCGCCCUCGGGGCUGCAGGCUGCUCCCCCCGACGACGUGGACUAUGCCACCAACCCGAGCGUGAAGCCGCCCUACUCGUACGCCACGCUCAUCUGCAUGGCCAUGCAGGCCAGCAAGGCCACCAAGAUCACCCUGUCGGCCAUCUACAAGUGGAUCACCGACAACUUCUGCUACUUCCGCCAUGCUGAUCCCACCUGGCAGAAUUCCAUCCGCCACAACCUGUCCCUGAACAAGUGCUUCAUCAAAGUGCCCCGGGAGAAAGAUGAGCCCGGCAAGGGGGGCUUCUGGCGCAUCGACCCCCAGUAUGCCGAGCGCCUGCUCAGCGGGGCCUUCAAGAAGCGGCGGCUGACCCCGGUGCACAUCCACCCGGCCUUUGCCCGCCAGGCCGCGCAGAAGCCCAGCGCCGCCCCGUGGGCCGGGCCUCUGCCCGUGAACACCGAGGCCCAGCAGCUGCUGCGGGAGUUCGAGGAGGCCACCGGGGAGGUGGGUUGGGGUGUGGGCGAGGGCAGGCUCGGGCAUAAACGCAAACAGCCACUGCCCAAGCGGGUGGCCAAGGUCCCUCGGCCUCCCAGCACCCUGCUGCUGACCCAGGAGGAGCAGGGCGAGCUGGAACCCCUCAAAGGCAACUUUGACUGGGAGGCGGUCUUCCACGCCGGCGCUCUGGGCGGAGAGCUGGGCACGCUCGAGGCCCUGGAGCUGAGCCCACCGCUGAGCCCUGCCUCGCAUGGGGACGUGGACCUCACUGUCCAUGGCCACCACAUCGACUGCCCUGCGACCUGGGGGCCUUCGGUGGAGCAGGCUGCUGACAGCCUGGACUUCGACGAGACCUUCCUGGCUACGUCCUUCCUGCAGCACCCUUGGGACGAGAGUGGCAGUGGCUGCCUGCCCCCUGAGCCCCUCUUUGAGGCGGGGGAUGCCACCCUUGCUGCCGACCUGCAAGACUGGGCCAGUGUGGGCGCCUUCUUGUAAGAGGCCAGGCCCUGCCCCCACCUGUGGACAGCACCCAAGUCAGGGCCCAGACUGCCCCCAACACAGGCCCAUGGAACCAUACUGCCCAGACAGGGGCUGGGCCAAGUCCCCCGAGGCUGGCCCCACGAGGCCACACAUCCCCCAGCCUGGGCUGCCCUCAGAUUCCCGCCCAGGAGGCUGAGAACUGGGGCUCAGGACCAAUGAUUUGCUGCCUCCCCUCCC